CCCUCCCUCCUCCCCCGCCACCUGUCCCGUGGGCAGAGGCCCGGGCUCUGGGAACAGGGAGAGGCCUGCGGAGGAGACGGAGCAGUCCCCCUGCCUGGGCCGGAGGAGUCCGGGAAGCCGGAGACAUGAGAGUCCCGACGAGUCCCGAGGACGGGAGCCUGGAGGAAGCCGAGCGGCGCCAGGGCCGAGCCGAAGGCAGCGAGACCCGAACGCAAGAAGCCUCCGGGACCCCUGAGGGGUCCCGGGCCCCCCGCGCAGCCUGCAGGGAAGAGGAGGAGGAGGGGGAGGGGAGCAGCACGGAGAGCGGCCAGGACCAGGGCGAAGCCCCGCCCCCCGCGCCACCCCCGGCAGAGGGGCCACGAGGGGCCGCCCGGCGGCUUCGGGGGCAGCAACUGGAGGCGCUGACCCGGGUGGCCCUGAUGGAGCAACGGGUUAAGGAGCUCCAGCAGCAGAGGAAGGAGCUGAGGAUCGAGAUGGAGGUGGAGGUGGCUCUGCUCCGCGGGGAGCUGGCUGGGGAGCGCGUGGCCGCCCGCAGGGAGGAGGAGCAGCUGCGGGAGCUUCAGAGGCAGCAGGAGGCAGCUGAGCAGAAGGCGGGGGAGCAGCGGGAGCAGGAGCAGCAGCGUCUCCGGGAGGCCCGGGCCCGGGUGGAGGCUCUGCGGCGGAAGCUCGAGGAGGCUCAGGACAAGCUGGACUCGAAGCCCGAGGGGGACCGCGAGGGCCUGAGGAAGGGGGUCCAGGAGGUGUCCGAGCAGCUGGACGCGGCUCAGAGGGCCUACGAGGACCUGGAGUUCCAGCAGCUGGAGAAGGAGAGCAGGCGGGAGGAGGAGGCCGACGGGCUGGGGGGCCCCAGGAUCCGAGAGCUGCAGGCGAGCCUGGCCCAGCACAGGCGUCGCAUCCAGGUCCUGGAGGAGCAGCUGGGGUCGCUGGGGGAGCAGAUGGCGGCCGAGAGCCGCGGCCUGAGCCGGAAGAAGGAGGAGGCGCUGCAGGCCCUGAGCCAGGAGCGGAGCCGGCUUUUGGAGCUCAGCCGCCUGCAGGGGACGCCGGCCGCCGAGGGCAGCUUCGCGGAGCAGAGCCAGGCCCUGACCAAGCUCCUGUUCACCCAGAAGACGGAUCGCCAGCUCCUGGUCCUCCAGGACUCCUCGGUGCCUGCGUCCAGCGCCGCCUCCUCCUGCCUCUUCUCGGUGCACAGCUCCCUCCAGGGCUCCUUCGGGCUUCAGAGGACCGGGAGUUUGCCUCGGAGGAAGGGGGACCGGACCCGACCGAGGGGGUCUGUGCGACCCCUGUCCCUGCACUGCAGCGGGCCCCUGGAGGCCUCGGCCCUGUCGCCCCCUGCAGGGGACCCCCAGGGACACCCUCUGUACCACCUGCUGAACUGUGGCCCUGGAGCCAGUUGUGGAAUCCCCCACCCCGACAUCAUCCGAAUGGAGAAGCUGCUGCAGCAGGCCGUGGCAGAACGGGAGAGGCUGCUCCAGGCCCGGGAGGGGACGAAGAGGAGCAAGGAGGAAGCCAGACCUGUUCCAGCCAUCAUGGCCCCGCCGCCGCCCCCGCCCCGGCCCCCGGGCCCCCGGGUCCUGGACUUGUACCAGCACCUGGAACGCUGGGGCCACAGCCCCGAAAGCUGCCCUCACGUCCGAGUGACCAGCGGCUGCUGCCGGGGACCUCUGGUGAAGGUGGGGGGCCGCAUCAAGACCUGGAGGAAGCGGUGGUUCUGCUUUGACCGCCACGCCCGCCGCCUGGCCUACUACGCUGACAAGGAGGAGACCAAACUGAAGGGAGUCAUCUACUUCCAAGCCAUAGAAGAGGUGUAUUACGACCACCUGCGGUGCGCCUUCAAGAGCCCCAGUCCCCGCCUGACGUUCUGCGUCAAGACCUACGAGCGGCUCUUCUACAUGGUGGCCCCCAGCCCGGAGGCCAUGCGCAUCUGGAUCGACGUCAUCGUGACCGCCGCGGAUGAGAACCACGCCCCCUGACCGGGCUCCACCUCCCCAGAAGCCCCGACCGCCUCCGCCCACAGCCUAGUAGUAACACAGCCCGGGCUUUUCUAGCCUGGCCCUCAGUUUCCCCUUCUGUAAAACGAGGCUAGACAAGCUCGGUCCUUCCAGCUCGGUCCCAGAUGCUAUGAAUUCGCCCCCAGCGUUAAAAGAUGCCCAAUGCUUAUAGCUCGGGCAUUCUAGUCCUCUCAGAGUUCCCCGGGAGGCCCCGCCCUCGGCCGAACGUUCCUACUCUUAGUGUUCUAUUGCUGGUAACGUUCCCGGGAGGCCCCGCCCUCUCUCGAGUGUUCGUACGCCCAGUGUUCUAUUGCUAGUAACUUUCUCGGGGGCCCCGCCCUCACCGAACGGUCCUCCCCCCAGUGUUCUAUUGCUAGUAACUUUCUCGGGGGCCCCGCCCUCGCCGAACGUUCGUACCCCCAGUGUUCUAUAAUUUGCAACUUUCCCGCGAGGCCCCGCCCUCCCUCGAGUUCGUGUUCUAUGACUUGUAACUUUCCCGCGAAGCCCCGCUCUCGAGGGAACGUUCGUACCCCAGUGUUCUAUUGCAAGUAACUUUCCCGGGGGCCCCGCCCUCGCCGAACGUUCGUCACCCCAGUGUUCUAUUGCAAGUAACUUUCCCGGGGGCCCCGCCCUCGCCGAACGUUCGUACCCCGGUGUCCAACUGCUAGUAACUAGCCCCGCCUCCACUUGAGUUCGUUACUCCCAGUGUUCCAUUGUAACUUUUUCGGGAGGUCCCGCUCUCGGUGGAACGUUAGUAUCCCCGGUGUUCUGUUGCUUGUAACUUUCCCGCGAGGCCCCGCCCUCUCUCGAGUAUUAGCACCUCCCAGUGUUCUGUUGCUCGUAACUUUCCCGGGAGCUUUCGUAUUCCCAGGUAACUCCCGACAUUCGUAGCCCCGCUGCUCUCCCCCAGCCCGGGAAGUCCAGUCCCCCGAAACGGUCUCCUCCGCCCGGGGGGCCGCCUCUGCUCGGCCGGUUCCGAGCUCGGCUUCCCGAGUGCCCCGGAGGAAGCGGCUGCCGGCUUUACCCCGCGGACUCUCCGGGGGCGGGGGCGGGAGGUUUAUUUAUUGAUGCACACGUGGGGUUAAAUUAAACACUGUGGAAAAACAA
Antechinus flavipes (yellow-footed antechinus) is the source of this 3095-nucleotide messenger RNA. It is a transcript of the gene PHLDB3, whose product is annotated as pleckstrin homology like domain family B member 3. The coding region runs from base 126 to 1970 and encodes 614 amino acids. The transcript is spliced from 16 exons. NCBI's taxonomy places the organism in Eukaryota, Metazoa, Chordata, Mammalia, Dasyuromorphia, Dasyuridae. The record is from RefSeq and is a predicted model, not a curated record.